Salvelinus namaycush (lake trout) is the source of this 4403-nucleotide messenger RNA. RefSeq names its product stAR-related lipid transfer protein 5-like. NCBI's taxonomy places the organism in Eukaryota, Metazoa, Chordata, Actinopteri, Salmoniformes, Salmonidae. The record is from RefSeq and is a predicted model, not a curated record. The transcript has 6 exons. Gene Ontology annotation, molecular function: lipid binding. The coding region runs from base 446 to 1090 and encodes 214 amino acids.
UUCAUCAGUUGAUGGGAAAACGGCUAGCUAGCCUGCUGGCUAAAUAAGCUUACUUUUUACUACAAAUUCGUGUUAGAUGUUUAUGACAAUCAAUAUUUUAUUUUAAGCAAGUCUGAGUCUUACUGACUUCAGGAACCUCGCGGCUAACGAUAAUGCAAGUCUUUCAUUCAAUAUAUGCAUUAGCUAACUAAUGUUAGCUAGCUACUGUAAAUUGUCUAAUAUUGGUGUGUGUGGCUAACUGUUACUAAACGUAACUGUCUCAUAUUCAUAGUUCAUAUUUUACGCUUCAUACUCUACGAUAACUUCAGCUAGUUAUCUUGUGUGUCAGUCUAAAUCCAUCCAUUUGGAAUCACGGCUAAUGUUAGCUAUCUAACUAGUCAGUUAGCCUGACAGCUGGCUAGCUAUUGAACCGGUUGCAAGUCCUCCAUCAUCACAUCUGCCAGGCAUGGAUUACAUGGAUUACCAGAACACAGCGAAUGCAGUUGGGGACUGUCUUUUGAGCUACACCAAGGACGAGUCUGGGUGGAAAGUCUGCAAGAAAUCGAAUGACGUCAUCGUGUCCUGGCGGCCAUCGACUGAGUUCCCUGGGAAUGUAUAUAAGGGGGAGUCGGUGGUGAAGGGAAGUCCAGAGAAGGUAUGGGAGUGUCUGAAGCCAGUGCCAAAUGGACUGCGGGUGAAAUGGGACAACAAUGUCAAGAAGUUUGAGCUGGUAGAGCAAGUCACUGAGAACGUCACUGUCUGCAGAACAGUCACUCCGUCAGCAGCCAUGGGCAUCAUAGCUCCCAGAGACUUUGUCGACGUUAUUCUAGUGAAGCAAUACGAAGACGGCACCAUUACAUCCAAUGCCACCCACGUGAGCCACCCCAGCUGCCCUCCCCAGUCAGGGUAUGUGAGGGGCUUCAACCACCCCUGUGGCUGCAUCUGUGUCCCCAUCUCUGGGGAGCCAAAUAAAACCCAGCUGUUCAGUUUCUUCCAGACGGACCUGGGGGGCUUCCUGCCUCGCUCCGUGGUCGACUCUUUCUUCCCAUCCAGCAUGGUGGAGUUCUACAGCAACCUGGCCAAGGCCAUCAAGUCCCUCAAGGACCACUGAUACACUCAUACUAUACCUUCCCUUAGCCCUGGUCCCAGAUCUGUUUGUGCUGCAUAACCAACUCCUGGCACCAGGUGAUACUCAGAUCUGGGACCAGCAUUCAGCGGGACCAAAAAACACAGAAUGAUUAGCUAUGUGAAUGGCUUAGUUUUAAAGAGGCUAUAUGGAACUUUUCACCUCAGGGGGCUUUUUAACUGAAAGGGACAGAUUGAUGUAAAUGGAUUUUAAAAAUCCUUAUUUGAGAGCAUGGGGCACACCUCCCCAAGCCGUAUCUUUCUAGACUAAAAAUAACGAUUGUGUUGUUUCAUGAGUAAAUAAAUAUUGUUAUAUCAACCAUACAGGCAACACUCAAGCCAAAAAUGUAGAUAAACAAUUAGCAACUCAACUUCUGUACAGCCUCUUUAGAAGAGUGGUCACCUGGCCUUGGCUUGGAGUAAACUGUCUGAGCUUAAAGGGAGAUGAUAUGAGGGAAGGAAGUGUGCAGCUUGUUUGUCCCAGCACUAACACAGCUGAUUUCAGGUCAUUGAGGUCUUGGUUCAUUUGUGUAAUAAUGGUGUGUUAGUGCUGGAGCAAAAAGCCUGCACCCCUGGUACUGUUGCUCUCUAGGACCAGGUAUGGUGGCCACUAGUGUAGUCUUACAAAAAGGUUGAGGGUCGGUUCUAAUUUCAUUCAUUCAACCCUGGAAAAAGAUUGAAUAGGAAUUUCUCAUAGAGGUUCAUGUGCAAUUUUCUUGAGUGGAAGCGAUUUGAAAUGGAAUUGACCUUAGCCCUGAUGUUAAAGUUGCAAUUUGUAAGUUAUUUUUCCCCCUAUUGUAACAAGAAAGAGUACAAAAACAAUCAUCAUGAACCCACUCCCAAAAAACACACGUUACAUUAUUGGACAUAAUGUAGUUCCUGUUCUUCUUCGUUCGUUUUUUUUUUCUUCAUGCGGGUACACUAGCAAACACCCUGCUUCUUAGUCCUCCAACCGGAAAUCCAACUUACAGACCGCACCUUUAAGCACUCUGGGCCGCACCUUUAAGACUAGAUCUAGGGAGGUCAAUUUUGCCAAACUCUACUUCCAAAACAAAUAUUUCCUGUACAUUUCCUAUUUAGUGAUGCAUUUCCCCCCCUUUUUCCCACCACAAAAGAAUGAGAAUAGAUUUGAAAUCUAUAUUUUGUAUUCAGUGUCCUAAACACACGGAGGAUAUGUCCUCCUUCCCUUUUGUACUGUUGCUGUUGAAUACAGUCCAUUCUGUUCCACUGGCUGCAUCCUACCUACAGUAACAUGCAUGUUGCAUGGACCUUACAGGAACCCCAGAAUGGAAUGGGAUUCCAUUGGGACGAGUCAUACCUCAUUUGUUGUUGUCCGUUGUAUACGGUAGUACUGUACUUGAAAUGUUCUGGUUUAACCUGUCUCCACAGCCCUUUAACCAAUACCUAAAGAUGGAAUAGGGGGAAACGGUGCCACUGGCCGCCCCACCAGCAUUGUCAUUGUUGUUGCUGAGCUGAGGAGCGUCGUGCAGCAUGGUUAUGAAAUGCAGUACAUAUUGUGUUAUUGUAUGGUGCGUGCGUUGAUGUCAGAGAUGGAAAUAACAGUGUUGUUGUUUGCAGUAACUGGAAAGCGUUAUGGACAUGGUUGUUUUACAGUUGAGGAUUCCAGCUUUAACCAGUAACCUUUAGAGGGUCUAUAUACAGCCGGCAGAUGUGUUCUAGUUACAAUAACCCCCCCCCCCCCUAAAACUCUAUCCUAUUCCUAACCUUAACCUCUGCCGGCUUUAUAGAAGCCUAACCUCCAAGCAAGGAUUCCUGCCUCAGUUACUUUUCUCUAUGUAGUAUGUAGAUGUCAAACUAAGAACACUGCAUUAUUCUUAAGCAAAGUUAUUUGCAGUAUGUAUGGGCAAAUGGCAAUAUGAACAGCUUCAUCUAAUGAGGAAUGGACAAAGGAACAUCCGCUCGAUUAGAAGAGCUUCUGAAGGAUUAUGGGUUUUAUUCAGUGGGGUACAACAUGGUAUGUGUCCCAUAAGGCUCUGGUCCAAAUUAGUGCACUAUAUAGGGAGUAGGAUGCCAUUUGGGACAGCUAUGGAUUCCAACAUUUUUAAGCACAGCAGCAGCAUAGGACUGCCAUUCUGGCAUCAGUUGUGACUAGUGUGUCAUUUUACACUGUAAAGAAACGUAUUACCAGCAUAGAGUUGAGAAAACCACUGUCUUUGAUAUGGCACAAGAGGGCAUGGUCAUCUGUCUAGGCCAGGAUGCCUCUCCGUAGCUUUAAAAAAAAUCAUCGGUGAAGGGAAAUAAUGAGAGCAAGCAUCAAUAGUAUUGAGAUACAUCCCUAGUUGGUGGAGGAAGCCUCUUCAGAGUAUUGAGAUACAGCCCUAUUAGGUAGAGAGGAAGCCUCUUCAGAGUAUUGAGAUGCAGCCCUAUUAGGUGGAGAGGAAGCCUCUUCAGAGUAUUGAGAUGCAGCCCUAGAAGGUGUCUUCACAGUGAUGUACAGUCAACCAUCUGCAUGCCUGCUGAGUCCUCUACAUGUAUGAUGAUAAGCCAUUAUACUAAUGAUGUUUUAGAUCAAUCUUUUUAGAAGCCUUGUGGUUAAGUUUCCUUUUGAAAUGAAAACACACUACUUAACGUCCUUUUCUUAUCCCGAGUGGAUAAUAACCUUAACUGACAAACCUUUACAAGUGCAUUGCAUUCCACCUCAUCCACAACCAAGUCCUAUAUGCUUGCUUUUUUUAUAAUCAUUGUUUGCCAUUUGUUGGUGUAAUACUAUGAAGGCAUUGUUUUGAUGUGUGUUAUUGUACUGUAAGUGGAGCCUGAAGAUCAUACCUACCUACAGUGUAUUGCUGUCUUAAUGUCAGAGUACACACGUUGUCUAUUGGUGGCUUGUUUUGAAAAUGUAAUCCAUCAUGCGUUUUGGGACAGAUAUGUAUGUUUUAGGGUACGUGUUGAAUGCUGUUUGUUGUCCUCAGCUCCUGAUUGGAAAGCACAGCUGCUAUGGAAAAUGGCUGCUAUUGAAAUAUACUAUUAGUUCAGUUGUCAAGCAACACAGGAAAAUAACAUGUUUUUUUAGGUCAGGAUUAGGGUUAUGAAUUCUGGUCAUUUUUCAAAAAUGUUCAAGUUUUCCUGAAAUCCCAGUUGGAAGAUUCCUGGAAUCAGUAGGGAAUACGCAGGGAAUCUGGAAAUCCUCCAACCAGGAUUUCUGGGAAAUUGGGGAAAGUUUUGCGACCCUAAUCCUGACCUGCACUCUACUGUACCGUAGGACUGUACUGUAUACUGUAUGUUCCACCCAGCAGGUUUUGUGUUUCACCAGCAUCUGCAUUAAAAACUACUGAACGUUA